Messenger RNA from Monosiga brevicollis MX1, 1245 nucleotides. RefSeq lists its product as uncharacterized. The transcript is spliced from 6 exons. The record is from RefSeq and is a predicted model, not a curated record. Gene Ontology annotation, cellular component: cytosol. Gene Ontology annotation, molecular function: metal ion binding; mRNA binding. NCBI's taxonomy places the organism in Eukaryota, Choanoflagellata, Craspedida, Salpingoecidae. Gene Ontology annotation, biological process: cytoplasmic translation. The coding region runs from base 1 to 1245 and encodes 414 amino acids.
AUGCCGCCCAAGCAGAAGAACGUGAAGAAGGCCCAGGAAAAGGCCAAACAGCAGUUUGUCGAGGAUAAAACCUUUGGUUUGAAGAACAAAAAAGGUGGCAAACAGCAAAAGUUUAUUCAGCAAGUGAAGCAGCAAGCUGGCCAGAAAAAUAACGCUCGACAACAGGCGGCGGCCAAGGAAAAGGCCAUGAUGAAUGACCUCUUCAAGCCUGUGCGCCAAAAGGCCAAGCCCGUAGAGCAAAAGGCCGUCAACACCAAAGACGAGGCCACUGAGUCUGGCAAGCGUAACAUCUAUGUUGACGCCCGCGACAAGAAGAAGGACGAGACGUCUGAGGCAUGGGAUCUUAACCAGCUCGGCGACGUCAUUCGUCAAAAGCACAGCUCUCAAAAGGUUCAGACCACCACCAACAAGGUUUGCAAGCAUUUCCUUGAGGCUGUGGAGAACGGCCUGUACGGUUGGUUCUGGGUGUGCCCCAACGGUGGCGAGUCGUGCAAGUACCGUCAUGCCCUUCCCGAAGGUUAUGUGCUGAAGAAGGACCGCAAGAAGGCGGAGGAUAACAAGAACUCCAUCACCAUGGAGGACUUGAUUGAUCACGAGCGUGCCAAGCUGGGUACCAACACCACCCCUGUGACUUACGAGACGUUUAUGAAGUGGAAGCGAAGAAAGGUGCGGCAGGCGCGACCCGCAUCCGUUUCUUUCUACUUGAAUCCGCAUGCCACUUCCCUCUUUGCUAUCUUCGUUAUGUUUUGCUUCAUAUGUGUGUGUGUGUGUGUGUGUGUGUGUGAUAUGCUCAUCCAUGCGGCUGGACCACAGAUUGCGGAGAAGAAGAAGCUGGCAGCAGCCGAGGCCAAGAAGAAGAAAAAAGAUGCGUCGGAAGGCCGUUCCUUUGGCGUUACGGGUCGCGAGUUCUUUUCGUUUCAUGCCGAUGCCGCGGGUCAGGAUGGCGAGGGUGCCGAUGACAAUGCUCCAGCUGAGCCCAAGGCGGCAGGCGUGGAGGGCGAGACGGAGGAGCCCGUCAAGGGCUUUGAUGUUUCUGUUUUCGAGAACGUCGACUACGGCGACGAGGACGAAGAUGACGAAGAAGGCGGUGAAGGCAUGGCCAAGCGGCGCAAAUUUUUUGUAUCAGUGGAGGGCGUGGACGUGGAUGCUGGCAUCUUUUCAAACCUGGAUGAAUUCGACAGUGUGGACGUAGACGAGACUGCGCGGGCGUGCGCAGCACCGGGCGCAUCGGCAUCAGAAGCCUAG